AUGUUAUCUGACUCUCAAUUCGGUUAUCGGCCUCAUAGGUCAACGGAACUCGCUUCAACUCUUUUUCUUGAUAAUAUCAGGAAAAAUAUGGACAAAGGUCAACUGACUGGAGCAAUCUUCAUAGACCUUCGUAAAGCUUUUGACACUAUUAGUCAUUCAUUAAUUGUGUCGAAGUUACCAAAUUAUGGAAUUUUUGGAAUAGAAAAAGAGUGGUUUACAAAUUACCUAUUUGCGCGUGAGCAGUGUGUUUCUGUAAAUGGUGAACAAUCUUCUUUUAAACCAGUUAACUGUGGGGUUCCACAGGGAUCAAUCCUUGGCCCCCUAUUAUUUAUCAUGCACUUUAACGGAAUAGUUGCAUCUUUGAACAAUUGCAAGAUCCUUAUGUAUGCGGAUGAUACUGUAAUUUAUUACUCUCAUAAAGAUAUUGAAGUAAUAGAAAAGAAAUUACAGGAUGAUUUGGCCAGUAUCACAUCGUGGCUUCAACAAAAUCAACUGAUUAUCAAUAUGAAAAAAGGGAAAACAGAAAGUAUGCUAUUUGGAACUGGAAAACGGCUGAGUACUUUGAAUGGCCGUCAAAUGAACCUAGAAUGCAAUGGUUCGAAGGUUAACUUUACGUCACACUAUAAAUACCUUGGAGUUCACUUAAAGUCAAGCCUAAACAUGAAUGAUCACGUGAAUAAGGCGUUUAAGAAAGCUUCAGGAUAUCUUAAACUUCUGGCAAAAACUCGCUCUUUCCUUUCUACGAAAGCAUCUCUGGAUAUAUAUCGGGCUAUGGUAAUUCCUGUACUAACCUAUUGUUCUUUAGUGUGUACGUGCUCUACGACCACACAAAAGAAACGGCUCGAGAGCUUUGAGAAACGAGCGGCUAGAAUCAUAUUUGGAACGUCAGAGGAACAAGCAUCAAAUAGAAUGCCUUCG
Messenger RNA from Paramuricea clavata, 918 nucleotides. The record is from the annotation of a GenBank genome assembly. NCBI's taxonomy places the organism in Eukaryota, Metazoa, Cnidaria, Anthozoa, Malacalcyonacea, Plexauridae.